Molecule: messenger RNA, 8448 nt
Organism: Heterocephalus glaber (naked mole-rat)
Lineage: Eukaryota; Metazoa; Chordata; Mammalia; Rodentia; Bathyergidae
Gene: Cds2
Product: CDP-diacylglycerol synthase 2
Cellular component (GO): endoplasmic reticulum membrane
Molecular function (GO): phosphatidate cytidylyltransferase activity
Source: RefSeq, a predicted model, not a curated record
GGAGGAGCGAGCCGCGGGGGCUGGGGAAGGCCGACUUCGUACCUCCUAGGUGGAAGGCGGCCUCGGCUCUAGGCGGGGCCGGGCUCAAGGGGUGGCAGCUGCGCUGCAGAGCCGCCUUCGAGCCGCUGCGGAGCUCUGGCCAGUUGGGCCCGGCGGCCCGCACUGAGCACCUGUCCGCGGCGGUGACUGCGCUGCUGGCCCGUGGCAACGUCGCGCGCUAGUGUCCCAUCAUGACGGAGCUGAGGCAGAGGACGGCCCGCGAGCCGGACGCGCCGACGGAGGACAAGGAGUUGGAGUCAGAAGCAAAGGUUGAUGGAGAGACUGCAUCAGACAGCGAGAGCCGAGCAGACCUGGUUGCCCCGCCAGCUCCUGUGGAUGACACCCCGGAGGUCCUCAACAGGGCCCUUUCUAACCUGUCUUCAAGAUGGAAGAACUGGUGGGUGAGAGGCAUCCUGACUUUGGCCAUGAUUGCAUUUUUCUUCAUCAUCAUUUACCUAGGACCAAUGGUUUUAAUGAUGAUCGUGAUGUGUGUUCAGAUAAAGUGUUUCCACGAGAUCAUCACUAUCGGCUACAAUGUCUACCACUCCUAUGACCUGCCCUGGUUUAGGACCCUCAGCUGGUACUUUCUGCUGUGUGUAAACUAUUUCUUCUAUGGUGAGACGGUGACGGAUUACUUCUUCACCCUGGUCCAGAGAGAAGAGCCUUUGCGGAUUCUCAGUAAAUACCACCGGUUCAUUUCCUUCACCCUCUACCUAACCGGAUUUUGCAUGUUUGUACUAAGCCUGGUCAAGAAGCAUUAUCGACUGCAGUUCUACAUGUUUGGCUGGACCCAUGUAACACUACUGAUUGUUGUAACCCAGUCACAUCUCGUUAUCCACAACCUGUUUGAAGGAAUGAUCUGGUUCAUUGUCCCCAUUUCCUGUGUGAUCUGCAAUGACAUCAUGGCCUAUAUGUUUGGCUUUUUCUUUGGUCGGACCCCACUCAUCAAGCUCUCUCCCAAGAAGACAUGGGAAGGCUUCAUUGGGGGUUUCUUUGCUACUGUGGUGUUUGGCCUUCUGCUGUCCUAUGUGAUGUCUGGGUACAGAUGCUUUGUCUGUCCCGUGGAGUACAACAAUGACACCAACAGCUUCACCGUGGACUGUGAGCCUUCAGACCUGUUCCGCCUGCAGGAGUACAACAUUCCUGGGGUGAUCCAUUCGGUCAUUGGCUGGAAAACUGUUCGGAUGUACCCCUUCCAGAUUCACAGCAUUGCCCUCUCCACCUUUGCCUCGCUCAUAGGCCCUUUUGGAGGCUUCUUCGCAAGCGGCUUCAAGCGAGCCUUUAAAAUCAAGGACUUUGCCAAUACCAUUCCUGGCCACGGAGGCAUCAUGGAUCGCUUUGACUGCCAGUACCUGAUGGCCACCUUUGUCAAUGUGUACAUCGCCAGUUUUAUCAGGGGUCCUAACCCGAGCAAGCUGAUUCAGCAGUUCCUGACCUUGCGGCCAGAUCAGCAGCUCCACAUCUUCAACACGCUUAAGUCUCACCUAAUGGACAAGGGGAUCCUGACACCUGCCGCAGAAGAUGAGUAGGGGCCGCCUGGGCCGGAGAGCAGGGUCAGGACUGAGGGAGGGGCAGGUCUCCAAGGCAAGCCCAGCUGCUAUGACUUAGUGACAAGCUUCAACUCACUGGCUUUUCUUUUCUUUUUUCGGUAGUGUUUUUUAUUUGUGGGUUUUAAAAAGAAUUUGUAUAUACAGUCUGUUUAUGGUUUGAGUAGUGAGUAAUCUGUAGCUCUGAGUUGGAAAGAAGUCACGGGGGUUUACAUUUGGAGUUUUUAAACAAGUGAAGUAUUGAACAACCUGGAAGACAGUGUUGCCCAGCUCAAGAUGUCUGCUUGGUGGUUCCAGCCCCAUCCACUGGACUGUUUUGGGGCACACAUGGUGGAUGCUGAUCUGUACCCAACUUGUGCAGGGGCCUCUCCUACCUGGGCUAGGGUGCUGACAGGUCCCUGGGGGCUUCUGCAGCAACCCCUGCGGGAAGCUGCAGAGGAUGGCUUUCUGUAGGCCCGGAGAGAGGGAGGGAUGGAGGCUCAUUGGUCAGAUGGGCACUGCAUCCACACCAGAAUCCUGCAGAGAGUAUAUGAGCUCUGCUUCAUACUACAGGUUCACCUUACGUCGUCACAGACUGAAAGGUUUGUUUUUAUUUUUUCAGAAAGCACGAAAAGUUACUUAUAAUAAUCUGGAGAACAAACACACUGUAAAGGUUCAAGUGUAUGCAGUAGAAUGCACUGUAACCAAGCCCUUUCCCAUGAUGUGGGCUCUAGCUUCUCCUGGCGGGCAGUCUGGCAAACUGCAUCUUUUCAGGGGUGAGGCCAUGGGCGUUUGUGCGGUAGACUUGCUGCUGCUGAAUCCAGGGGGACGGGAGACUCCACAGGCAGAGAGCAGGGAGCAGGGGGCUUUUGGUUCAUACCCUUCACUGAAUGCCCACGUAGCUGCUGUGUUGUGUAUAUAUUACUCUUGAGGUGAGUGUGUGUCUUGUCUGUGUUCUAAGAGUCACUUCUUUCUUACAGUGAUUUCACUUAUACCAUGACUUGUUUGCUGGAAACCACAACAUUUGGCUUAAAACUAUGGCAAACCUAACCUGAUGAGAGGCUUGAUUAUUCAGGAGAUUAAAUGUAUACUUUUGAUAUCAUGUGAACAGUUUACAUGUAGUGUAUGUUUUACUGGGGGACCUUUCUUGGUUGUUGUUUGCAUGAACUGUGAUUUACUUUUCCCCCUCCUGAUUAUAGGGGUGAGAUUGACUUGGGGGAAGACAGACUAGCUCUCGGUCAGGUCAGCCCCACAAGUGGUCAAGCACAAGAGGAGAACUUGGCGCCUAGUGUGCUGACUCAUUUCACGCCCUGCUCAUUUUCCUUGCCCACGAGAGCAGAACUCGCCAGCACCUUGGUCAGGUGCUGUUUUAUGGUGUUUGUUUUUAAAUUGGCCAUGCUGCCUACCUGAAACCUCACAGCCCAGAUCUCAGCAGCGUCCGCAGGAGUCAGAGUCGCUGUCACUGUGCAGGCUCCUGGAUGGGUGAGGGGUAGAGGCAGCUUCUCUCUAAACUUCCAUUUCAGCCUCAGGGCUUUUGUUUUCAGGCCCAAGGCCCUGUAAACAUUGUGCUGGGGGUUUCAGUUCUGGCUGUGGCCCUGGGCAGGAAGCCUCACUCAGAGUCUUCAUGUUCUGAGCUGUCUUCUAAUUGUGCUGUUCGUGAUUCCACCCAAGUCUCCCAUGGAUAUUGAAUCAUGUCCUGGGCACCCAGAAGGAAGUGCUUUCAGGCCUCCUCCGAGAUGAUUCACGUCUCACAUCUUCAUCAGUGAUUAGGAAUGAGGCUGUAGUUUUCUGUCUGGAAUGAACUCAUUUGUCUCACGUCACCCCACUGUGGGCAUGUGGUGGGAUUCUUGAGAACAAGAGCUCUGUGAGGCCCAGCAGCAGAACCCACUCUGCAACAGGGCCACCUUUGGGUGCUCCUUUGUGGACACUGUCAUUGCUGGGGGUCCUGGGAAACUAAAGCUGGGUGCUGCCUAGAGCCUCCAGUAAGAGGCCUGAGGGGCAAUAUGGGCUGUAUUUUUUUUUCCUGAUUUCCUGGCCUGCAGAAUUUCCCAGUCAAGUGGCCAGGAGAGCAACGUUACCUUGGGUUUCAACAGCGGUGUUUCUCCCAUUUAUAGACCAAAUUCCAGAGACCUCUUAACAUGCGUCCAUGCAGAUCUUAAUGACUUGCGUAACUUCCUGUAGACCCAUUGGUUCUUUUUUUUUUGUUAGAAAUAAAACAUGACCAAAACCGUGUGCCCACCCUUGUCAUGAAUUCAGUGUUUGUCGCUUCCAUGCCUGGUUUGAUGUUUUCCACUUGUUGAUGUAUUCAUAAAUGUGGUAUAGACGUGAUGUACAGAUUUCUGUUUCAUUUUCUGGUUUGUAUCCCAUACAUUCUCAGAGGCCUCUGAAGUACCUCGAGGGAGGGCCAUGAGCACCUUCCCCAGGGUGGUGAGGGGAGCCAGACUCACCCCAUCAGCACUGUGCCUGCAGGACAAGGACCUGUCGGUCUCCAGCCCCACUUGCCCCUGAAAUGCUGCAGUGUUCCUUCCCCCACAUUCAGGAGGCCUGGCCCAUCAAGCCAGGCUGGUAUUUGAAUUGCUGUUAGCUCAUAAGUGGUGAAAUAAGGAGUUGAUGAGCCUGGUGGCCCCCGACUGACCUCACAGGGGAAGAGCAUUCCUGUGUGUGUGUACGAGCCACCCUCUUUAACUGCCCGUGUCAUUGGAAAUGUGCACAUUUGUGUUUUACUCCUGAAGGUAAAACCCUCUAAGGCAGCUGAGACUUUUUCAUGUUUAUUAUUUCUUGCUUCCUUUAUAUUCAGAGUCUUGUAGUAGCUCUGUACUUAAAAUGUAUGUGCUCUUGAUGUUGGAUAGCUGUGUAAUGUAUGUGAACUGGUCUUUCUUCAGGGGUCGAAAUGUAACUUUAACCUUCUACAGGUAGACCUUGAAACCUUUUUGAUGGUUCUUUUCUCCAACUGGGCUCGUAUCCUGGAAUUUGACCUACAUUAUGCAAGGAAAUUCUGAAAGGACAUUUCAGGGAGACCACAGGCAUCUGUGAUUGGGGCCUGACUGGUUGCUGAUUGGCAGGAGCCCAGUGUGAGUGGAUCCUGGUUCAGGGGCUCACUGUCAGAGGCCUGGGCGGGCCCAGCCAGCCCUUCAGUGGAUAGCAUUGGGUCAGAGGAUGUGGAGACUUGGGCCCAGAAAGUCCUCGCAGAGAGGCUGGCCAGCAGUGGCCGUGUUCUUUAGGAAGCCAGGUUGAGGUGGAUUUCCAAGGGGCCUUUUCAUCACUUUCCCGAACACGGCAUGUCACUGCUGAAACCUCUAUUUAGCACUGUCCUAGGCACUGUUGUCUUUCAGAGUAAUUUGCAUCAGGCCUACUGUUCUUGUACAUGAUGCCUAUGUGUGGGGGGAAAAGAGAGGAGUGUGUGUGCAUGCAUGCACUUCGGGAGUGAUUUCACUUAGACCCAAGAUUCCUGUUCUUCCUAAGUCAGGGUGGGGAGGAAAGGCCGAGGGAAGAUGUAUGGUGACUGUUGUAGAUACGCCACUAGGCAGUAAGCCAGGGCUGGGCUCUGUAUUGGAACACAGCUCCUGAAGAGGGGAGCUGAUCCUUGAGCACAGAAUCAUCCUUAUCUUGGUCAAAACGAACUUCCUUUUCCUAAUAUCACUGUACCAGCUUCCAAUUUUUAAAGAGAUUAAUAGCUCCCACUUCCUGUUCGGUUUCCCUCUGUAAGGCCCCACCCACAUAGGGUGCUGGGUUUGGAGCAAGUGGUGAUGAAUGGCCCUUCGGCCCACUUCCCCUUGGUCCGGGUUUCUCCUCACUUACGCCCUCAGGAGCAGGGUCCUAGCUGCUGUUUUCACUUGAAUGUGGCCCACCAUUCUGUCCCCCCAAGCCUUCCCUUUCUGGUUGACCUUCAGGUUGACCUUACCUGGGCUGCUGUUCUCACCUGGGGCUGCCCCUUGGUUGGACAAGACUUGCACCUGUUUGCCUGGGAACCAUCCCAAGCCCAGAACAUCCUGCUUUGAGGACAAUUUGGGAGGUGACUUGGAUGAAGUGUCGUUAGGAUGUGUGGGUGAUUUAUGAGAAUGAAGGGGCUGAAUAUAUGAAAUCUAGAGGUUCAGAUCCAUCGACUAUUUGAGGACCUUGCCCCCUCUUCUCCCCUUUUUCACCAGAUGCCUAUCCGCAGGCUCCUUCUCUUUAUUCUCAACCUAAUGAAAUACCAGGAGCAUAUCUAUUAAUGGCUGCAAUCAUACAGUGCUUAAUAUGUGCAAAGCACAGUGCUAAGGGUUUGCAUCCAUUAUCCCUUUUAGUCCAGAAACCCUUUGAUGAGAUGGUGUUGUCCCCAUUUUACGGUUGAGGAAACAAUCUCUGCCAUGGAGGCUGAGAGCAGAGGCUAAGAAGACAGACUUCAGGCUCAGUCAACCCUAGGCCUGGGUAGGUCCCUAGGUGGCUUCGGGCCUCCUGCUCCUACCCACCUGGGUCCAAGAGUGGUUAUAAGGACUUAAUGCAGUAACACAUGAAAACAUCUAGCACAGUGCCUGGCACAUAGUAAGCGGUCAUUAAAUGAUUGUUAUUAUUAUUAUUUUUUUUAAUGAUUAUUAUUCUUGUUGCACUUAGCUGGUCAUUUGACCUACACUGGGUGUAAUGCCAGAAAAUGGGUUUUCAGCCACCAUACUGCCACCACCCUGCCCGCAGCCUGGUGUUUACAGUCUGGAAAGUGACCACACCAUCCUUUCAAGAGAAGCAAUGCAGUUAUAACACUUGGGCAUCUUGGUGCCUCACAGUGUUGGGGAAGAGGACAGGAGAGGGUGCAGAGAAUCUGUGCUUAGUGGGCGUGGCCUGCCCAAGCAUGGUGCCCACUUCCUAUGCACAUGAUCUGAUCCCCCCCCCCCCCAGGCUUUUUCCACUUCCUGGGGCAACUGCACUCUGUGGACAGGAGGGCCUGUGACUUUCUCUGGGCCCCACUUCCCCUCCCAGGCCAAGCAAAGGCCACACUCUGUGCAUGAAGCUCUGGAGCCCGCAGUUCCCUGUGCCAGUGGAUGAUUUCAGGGGCCUUCUAGAGAAGAGGGGAAAACAGGACCUGCUCUGAAGCGUAUCACCGACCAGGAGCCUGGAGUCUCUGCCCACUCCCUUGUCCAUAGCCUGGGGCCUUCUGUUCUUUCUUUUCUUCUUUCUUAAAAAUAGUAACAAAAAGGGCCAGGGAUGUAGCUCAGUUUUGCAGUGCCUGCCUGGCAAGCACAAGGCCCUGAGUUUGAUUCCUGUGAUAGAGUAUGUGAUAGCUGAGGACAAGUGAUUGUAGGCUGUUUCUUUUGGGUUCUAGGUGAGCAAAGAAUCAAAGUGAUUUGCAAGUAAGGGAAGAACAGGCUGUAGACAGAGGGAAAAAAUGUUUGUCUUAGUUUUCUUACUGGAGACAAGAUUGGGAAGGCAGUGUGAGAUGGAGGACUCUAUGUUGGAGGAAUAGUUUGGCUAAUACGAUCCAUGGGAUUCUUAAGCCAGUGGGGUAAUAGUAAAAGUUAGAACUACUGGCUUGACUGUGGAUUGUUUCUUGGGUGUUUAUGGAACCCAAAGGCCCACUGCUGGAAUCUAAAUGGUCACUCUCCCCUAGAGUUCAUUACUGAAUAAUUACAAGAGUCAGAGAAGGGCAGUAGAGGUUUUUAGUAAGCCCCUGCAGGGUAGCCCCAUCUCGGGGGGGGGGGGCUGCCCUGAAGGUCCUCUUGCCCUUCUGAACUGGGGUUCACCAGCCCUGGCACUUCCUCACUACCAUCUAAGUGACCCAGGCAGCUAGGUGUGGUGGAGCAUGUCAGCACUUGGAAGGCAGGAGAAUUGCUGUGAGUUUGAGGCCAGCCUGGGGUACAUAGUGAGAUCUUAUCUUGAAAAGAAAAACAAAAAUUGACCCAGGCAGCCCUUUACCUGGAGAGAGGGAGGCUUCCCACUGGCUGGGGGAGGGUGCUGUGGACAGGGCUGACCGUCUAUGCAGUUCUCUUUGGCACUGGGACUUCCCCUACAUAUAGUGUGCAAGAGAGCUGGCACCUGGCACUUGCCCCCAUGAAGCUGCUUGCUGGCAUCACCCACUGGCCAUCUGUCCUCUGCUCCUGGAGUAACUUCCUAGCAGGCAGAAUGUGCACAUGUUUCUGUAACAGUAUCCCCCAGGAAGAGCACUGACCUUUGGUAAACUGCUUCUGCCUUGUCACCCUGACUGGGUGUAUGGUGUUGAUCACAGAGAGGAGGAGCCAACCAGACACCAGGGCUGGUGAGACCAAAGGACUUGGUGGCAAGAGAACAGUGAGGGGCUGAGAGGCAGUGAUUUGUUGUUGUCUGCUAAGAGAUUCUGAGAACCCUUGGGGGCAACGGCAGGAGGGAUGGGGCAGGGAUGGGGCCUGGGAGUCCCUCACUGAGGACAACCAUCUGAGGCCAGAUGAGUCUCUUGUGGGUGUGGGGAUGGAAACCCAUCCAAGGAGAUUGGGAGCUCAUGGAUUACCUUCCAGAGUCAGCGCUGAUGCCAAAUUUAAUUUUUAUUUAUGUUUAACACCUUCCAAAUCAGGAGGGCAAAGUCAGAGUUGGGAAGUCAGGGUGGAGCACACCCCCUUCUUUGGAGGGAGAGGUAGAAUUCACUUUCUCACACUGAUUGGCUGGGUGCCAAUGGUUUUCCUCUCCUCAGACCUGUGGGUCUCCCCAGAUAGGCAUGUGUUUGUGUGCCCUUGCUUCACUGUUUAUUCAUGUUGGCAUUUUACUAAAUCAGUGUUUUUGCCACAGCUGACCUUUUCUGUGCACUUCUGAUCUAUGUGGAACAGUACACAUAGGCUCUUUUUCAAUGCAGUAUAAGAAUAUGAUAUAUUGUACAUUGGAAAGUAUUUACCUAUUUAUAUACCCAAAUGUUCCUAUUACACAAAUAAACAUAUAUUGAAUUCUA